Vicugna pacos (alpaca) is the source of this 5222-nucleotide messenger RNA. NCBI's taxonomy places the organism in Eukaryota, Metazoa, Chordata, Mammalia, Artiodactyla, Camelidae. The record is from RefSeq and is a predicted model, not a curated record.
GCUGCCUGCGCCCCGGGGAGAGCCAGGGAGGGGACUCUGGGGCAGGGACCGCGGGGACAGGGACUUUAAGCGCCCGCGCCCCUCAGCGGGACCCGCGACACUACCUGCAACGCCCACCCCACCAUGCGCACACACAGGCGGGGACCCAGCGCGCCCCCCUCUGGAAAGGCUGAGUGCCAGGACCCUCAGCAUUGCCCAGCGCAACUUAGGAUGUGUGAGAUGGGGUGUGGGUCCCAUGGGGUCUGGGCUUCCGAAAACCUUCUGCUUCCUUGGGGUGGGGGUGGGGUAGCCUUGGACACCUCCUGGCUGGGACAGGAGAGAGGCACUGUCGCAGCCACCUCUUAGCUCCCAAAGUCUUAGGGGCAGGGUGCUGAGGUAGAGACCCUGCUGCCCUGACUCCAUCUUUGUCUCUCUUCUUCUCAGCCUCUCCACCUGUAAGAUGGUGAGUCUUCUCUGGCCCCUCUGGACAAAAAGCCCAAGCCCCUAAGCAGAGGGAGAGCCCAGAGGGCAGCACCUGGCCGUAAAAGCCUAGCCCUGGGACUGCCUGGCAGACAGCUCCAACCCAUGACCAGCUGCACACAUACGCCUUGACUUCCCACUCUGUGUGCCAUGGGACAAGCAGGGGCUGUGUGCCAGGCCCUCCAUCUCUCCCCCACCAGCCCUGGGAGGCAGGCACUCUUGGUCCCUUUCGGCAUUCAUUCAUUCUGCAAUAUUUAUAUUACCAUGCGCCUUGCCAUAGUCUAAGUUUGAGGACAUAGCAGUGAACCCAGUCUGGACUCUCAGGGAACUCAACUUCUAAGAGAGUGCACCGAAGCUCAGAAUUUGGCACUGGCCAAACUGGGGUUCAAGUCCAAGUCAGAGGCCCAGACCUCUGCUCUCCCAGCCGCCUGCAGUAUGCUGUCUCCCAAUGACUGAGGUGAUUCCCUAGGUCCAAGCCUCAUCAGCACCAUGGGGGCGGACAUAACAGGCCCCAGGCACCCACAAGGCUCAAAGAAACCUCAUGACUUGUCCAAGGAGGCCAAGCCUGUCCCCCGGAGGACAGGCCCACCCGUGUCCCCGCCUAUGUUCACACUGAGCCUCUGAGCAGCCUCAUUUGGGAGUCAGCCAGCCUCAGAAAGGGGCAGGGUAUAAGAUUUCAUCCAAAGAAAGCAUUUUCAUGAUUCAGAACAUCCUCGGGCCUGCUUGGGGAUGAUGAUGGAACAGAUUCACCUACAUAUUUCGGUCUCAGCAGAACUCCAUGAUGGUAGAUGGGUCACUGAGGCCAGAGAGAAGUGAGCAGCCCAACUGAUUGCUUGGUUCAUUAGCUUAUUUAUUCUUCAGUCAUCAAACACUGAGUAGCUGCGGUGUGCCAGGCACGUUUUAGGUGCUGGGGCUGCUUCAAUAAGCAAAACAGACAAAACCUCUGCCCCUGUGAACCAAGCUGGGACGGACCUGGGCGUGGGAUGUGGGGGGUGCAGUGGUCCAGCCAGCAGUGCACUGCUUUCUGCCCCCACCCCCGGGGGCACCACACAUACCGUUUACAAAGCACUUCCACCUACAUGUCCCUGGUGUCCAGCCUUCAUCCUCCAAUCCAGCCCCAUCCUCUUUGGUUCCGAGGACAGUGUCUACCCAAGGACAGGACAGUAGGGGGCUUAUACCCUUGGGUGACUUAAUGUGCCUCUUGCUCACCCUGCCCAAGACCCACCACUUCUGCCCCCCUCAGCUCUCCCUGGAUCCACUGGGUCCCGAGUGGGACUGCCCCCUGGGCUCCAAGGACCUGGAGGAGGAGGAGGGCCCAUGGGGCGGGGGCUCUGGCCUGCCACCCCCAGGCUUCUUCCCUGGUUCCUGGAGCCAUGAAGUGGGCCUGGACUGCAAGGGCUCCCCUGAGGGAGCAGAGGCCCGGGCCUGGACUGUCUACUACUACAGCCUCCUGCAGAGCUGUCUGCAGCAAGCUGGCCUUCCGGAGACUCAGGACCGCAGCCAGGUGCCCCGCACAGGCUGCCCUGGGGCGGAGGUGACCUUGUGCAUUCUGGGAUCCCCCUGCACCUUUCUGUCCGUGCUGCUGGAGGGUGGGGUCCAGAGCCCGGGAAACAUGCUCCUUUGCCUGUCCCCUGCUUGGCUGACAAAGGUGCCAGCACCAGGGCAGCCCGGUGAGGCAGCCCUGCUGGUCUCCAAGGCUGUGAGCUUCCACCCGGGGGGCCUGACAUUCCUGGAUGACUUUGUCCCCCCGCGCCGGGCCACCUACUUCCUGGCGGGCCUGGGGCUGGGGCCUGGCCCUGGUCGAGAGGCAGCUGAGCUCGCCCGCGACCUGACCUGCCCCACAGGAGCCUCAGCUGAGCUGGCCCGGCUGCUGGAGGACCGGCUGCUGACAAGGCGAUUGCUGGCUCAGCAGGGUGACGUGGCCGUGCCAGCUACCCUGGCUUUCACCUACAAGCCACCAGCACUGCUGCGGGGAGGGGAUGCCAGCCCGGGACUACGGCUGGUGGAGCUGAAUGGCAAAGAGGGCCAGGAGACACUGGUGAAGGAGGAAGUAGGGGCCUUCCUGCACUCCAAGGCCCUGGGUGAUGCCCUGCAGGUAGCCGUGAAGCUCAGUGGCUGGCGCUGGCGGGGACGGCAGGCUUUGCGUCUGUACCCACGAACAGAGCUGGACCCAGUGGUGGACACAGUGCUGGCACUGCUGGAGAAACUGGAGGAGGAGGAGAGUGUCCUGGUUGAGGCUGUGUGCCCACCUGCCCGACUCCCCUUCCCAGGUAGUCCCCUACCUGGCCCUGAGCUGGCUCUGCGUAUCUGUGCUGUGGUGUGUCGGACACAGGGUGACAGGCCCCUGCUGAGCAAGGUGGUAUGCGGAGUGGGCCGUGGGGACCGGCCUCUGCGGCACCAGAACUCCUUGCCACGUACGCUGGAACUGCUGGAGACGAUGCUGAGGCGCUCGGCGCGCUACCUCAUGGAGGGAAAACAGCUGCUGCUGCUCGGCGCCGGUGGCGUUAGCAAGAAGUUCGUGUGGGAGGCGGCGCGCGACUACGGGCUCAAGCUGCACCUGGUGGAGUCGGACCCCAACCACUUUGCGUCCCAGCUGGUGCAGACCUUCAUCCACUUCGAUGUAACAGAGCACCAGAGGGAUGAGGAGAAUGCACGGUUGUUGGCGGAGCUGGUGCGGGCACGUGGCCUGCAGCUAGAUGGCUGCUUUUCCUACUGGGAUGACUGCCUGGUGCUCACAGCCUUGCUCUGCCAGGAGCUGGGUCUGCCCUGCAGCCCGCCGGCCGCCAUGCGCCUGGCCAAGCAGAAGAGCCGUACCCAGCUGCACCUGUUGUGCCACCAUGGCCCACCCUGGCCCGCGCCCUCCCUCUAUGCUGUGCCCUGCUGUCCACUGGAGAGUGAGGCUGACGUGGACAAGGCUGUCCGCCAAGUACCCCUGCCAGGUGUCAUGAAGCUGGAGUUUGGGGCAGGCGCUGUAGGUGUACGGCUAGUGGAGGAUGCGCCACAGUGCCAUGAGCACUUUUCCCGGAUCGCCCGUGACCUGCAGGGCGAGGCCGACCAUCCCGGCAUUGGGCUGGGCUGGGGCAAUGCCAUGCUGCUAAUGGAGUUCAUUGAGGGCACUGAACACGAUGUGGAUCUGGUGUUGUUUGGUGGGCGACUGCUGGCUGCCUUUGUCUCUGACAAUGGCCCCACACGGCUGCCUGGCUUCACUGAGACAGCCGCCUGUAUGCCCACUGGACUGGCACCAGAGCAGGAGGCGCAGCUGGUGCAGGCAGCUUUCCGCUGUUGCCUGGGCUGUGGGCUGCUGGAUGGCGUCUUCAAUGUGGAGCUCAAGCUGACUGGGACUGGGCCGCGGCUCAUCGAGAUCAACCCCCGCAUGGGCGGCUUCUACCUACGAGACUGGAUCCUGGAGCUUUAUGGUGUGGACCUCCUGCUGGCUGCUGCUAUGGUGGCCUGUGGCCUGCGGCCCGCCUUGCCUGCCCACCCACGCGCCCGUGGUCACCUGGUGGGCGUCAUGUGCCUGGUGUCCCAGCACCUGCAGGUCCUGAGUUCCACCACCAGCCGUGAGACCCUGCAGGCUCUUCACGACCAGGGCCUGCUGCGCCUCAAUCUACUGGAGGAGGCCCUGGUGCCUGGCGAAUAUGAGGAACCCUACUGCAGCGUGGCUUGUGCUGGGCCCAGCCCGGCCGAGGCCCGUCUCCGCCUGCUGGGCCUCUGUCAGGGCCUCGGCAUUGAUGGGCCCCACUACCCCGUUGCCUACUUCUUGUCCCACUUCAAAUAGUGCUGGGGCUGGAGGGCAGGGGCAAAUUGCUGGAAGGGGCACUGCAGUGCCCUCUGCUCCCUGGUGCUCUCCCAGCAUCUCUUGCCAAAGCCCUGCCCCAACCCUGGUCAGGUCCACUCCAAGGCCCCAGGUCUCUUCCAGAGUGGCAGGGCCAUUUUGACACCAAGGUCUCCUGGGCUUGAGGGGCACAGAAGAACGUAUCUGGGAGGCUGUUAGGCCUUCUUGCCCUCCCCAAAGCCCCAGUCCAGCCCACAGCUGUCCCAGGACUCUACCCAUGGAGAAGCAACAACAGUUGCACAUACAUACACCCUACCCCCAGGUUGCUGGGAGUGGGCCUAAACCCAGUCCAUCUUCCCCACCCCUCCAGGUCUGUCUCUCUUCCUGCUGUCUGCAGGAGAGAACCUGGCUGGCCCCUGGCCUUGAACACAUCCCAAGAACCCUUUGUUCUCCUCAUGCCCUCAUUUAACAAAUUUUAGGAUAGGCCUAGAAUGCCUGGUGACAACUUCUGGCAAUGCCCCACCUGCGUCAUUUGGCAUGAGCAGUAGAAGCAGGUGACUGGGGUCAGCAGUAACCAUCUCCCCUCCAGGCAGACACUAUUGCCCCAUUCUACAGAAAAAAAAACAGGCUCAGAGAGGAAAAACCACUGCCUCGAUGUCAUAGCACAGUGGUUGAAGGGUCAGGGGACAAGAUGCAAGGUCCAGGUUUCUGCUUUUACUAACUUGUACGUGCCCACUCAGCUUCUAAGCCCAACUCACCUCCCUGCCCUCACACGUGGCCCUGAGAUGUGUGAACCUCCCCCCUCCCCCCAAUGCACCUUGCACCUUCACCAAGCUUUGGUGGUUGGCCUCAGGCACACCUAACUAGCACGGGCUACACUUCCUCAUUCAGGGGAGGCUGCUUUAAGAAUACUGCCUCUGUGCAGCACAGGAGCUGUGGACAGCGCCACAAGCAUCCCUCUCCAAAUAAAGGCUUGUGGACUAGUGAA